GGUUGGACAAGAUAUUGAGGAAGGGGAGGGGGGAGAAUUACAUUACAAAGGAAAAUAAAUUGAGGAAAUAGGGAGUGACGUUCUCACUGUUGUGGGGAAGUGGAAAUCGGUGGGCUCUGUCGCUUUUUUCUUUCUGGCAUAUACACAAACACAUAUCAGAAAAUGGCUAGCUUGGUGGAGAGGCUUCGUGUGCGGUCAGAUAGAAGACCUAUUUACAAUUUAGAUGAGUCUGAUGAUGAAGCUGAUAUGAAACCUGGAAAAUCUCGCUCUAAGAAGGAGGACAUCGAGAAAAUUGUUCGAUCUGAUGUGAAAAAGGAGUCUUGUCAAGCUUGUGGAGGUGAUAGUAAUCUUUUGUACUGUGAAACGUGUAAUUACGCUUACCACCCCAAGUGUUUAGUUCCACCACUAAAGGCUCCUCUCCCAAGCAGCUGGAGGUGCCCUGAAUGUGUGAGUCCCCUGAAUGAUAUUGACAAGAUAUUGGACUGUGAAACACGCCCUACUGUUGCUGAUGAUAAGGAUGCUUCCAAGCUAGGGUCGAAGCAAGUAUUUGUCAAACAGUACCUUGUUAAGUGGAAAGGAUUGUCUUAUCUUCACUGCACUUGGGUGCCAGAGAAAGAGUUUGUAAAAGCUUACAAAGCAUAUCCCCGUUUAAAGACUAAAGUGAAUAACUUCCAUCGCCAAAUGUCAUCAAUGACUAACUCUGAAGAUGAAUACGUUGCUAUCCGACCUGAGUGGACUACAGUUGAUCGAAUUCUUGCUCGCAGGGGAGAUGGUGAAGAAAAGGAGUAUCUUGUAAAGUGGAAGGAACUUCCGUAUGAUGAGUGCUACUGGGAAUUUGAAUCAGACAUUUCUUCUUUUCUGCACGAAAUUGAAAGAUAUCAUACAGUUCAGUCUAGACGUAAAAAAUCUUCAAGUAAACAAAAGGGUGUGGCUACAGAGACAACAGAAUCUAACAAGAAGUCCAAAGAAUUUCAACAGUAUGAAAGCAGUCCUGAAUUUCUUUCUGGAGGUUCACUCCACCCAUACCAGCUUGAAGGGCUGAAUUUCCUGCGUUUUGCUUGGUCAAAACAGACGCAUGUCAUACUGGCUGAUGAAAUGGGGCUAGGCAAAACAAUACAGAGUAUUGCAUUUUUAGCCUCCCUUUUUAAAGAGAAUCUCUCUCCACAUUUAGUAGUAGCACCUCUUUCGACAUUGAGAAAUUGGGAGCGUGAGUUUGCCACUUGGGCUCCUCAAAUGAAUGUGGUUAUGUAUGUCGGAGGUGCACAAGCUCGGACUAUUAUUAGAGAAUAUGAAUUUUUCUUCCCCAAAAAUCUUAAGAAGACCAAGAAAAAGAAAUCUGGUCAAAUUGUUGGUGAAAGCAAGCAAGAUAGGAUUAAAUUUGAUGUCCUCCUGACUUCAUAUGAAAUGAUCAUCAUGGAUAGUGCCUCUCUGAAGCCAAUAAAGUGGGAGUGCAUGAUUGUUGAUGAAGGUCAUCGUCUCAAGAACAAGGAUUCCAAGUUGUUUUCAUCUUUGAAGCAGUACUCUACUAGGCAUCGUGUUCUUUUGACUGGAACUCCUCUUCAGAACAAUCUGGAUGAACUUUUCAUGCUGAUGCACUUCCUUGAUGCUGGGAAGUUCGGAAGCUUGGAGGAAUUCCAGCAGGAGUUUGAGGACAUUAGUCAGGAGGAGCAGGUUUCAAGACUUCAUAAAAUGCUGGCACCUCAUCUGCUCAGAAGAGUCAAGAAAGAUGUCAUGACAGAGCUGCCUCCUAAAAAGGAACUCAUUUUACGUGUGGAAUUGAGUAGCAAACAGAAAGAGUAUUACAAAGCUAUUCUGACGCGUAACUUCCAGAUACUGACUCGCAAGGGAGGUGCUCAGAUUUCACUGAUAAAUGUGGUGAUGGAGCUGCGCAAGCUCUGCUGUCAUCCAUUUAUGUUAGAAGGUGUUGAGCCAGAGGACACUAAUGAGUUUAACAAACAGCUGCUGGAAUCUUCUGGAAAAUUACAACUUUUGGACAAGAUGAUGGUUAGGCUUAAAGAACAAGGUCACAGAGUUCUUAUAUAUUCUCAAUUUCAGCAUAUGCUUGAUUUGCUAGAAGACUACUGUAAUUAUAGGAAAUGGCAAUAUGAACGGAUUGAUGGAAAAGUUGGUGGAGCUGAGAGACAAAUCCGAAUUGAUCGAUUUAAUGCUAAGAAUUCUUCAAGAUUUUGUUUCCUGCUUUCAACUAGGGCAGGGGGUUUAGGAAUAAACCUUGCAACUGCAGAUACAGUAAUUAUUUAUGACAGUGACUGGAAUCCCCAUGCUGACUUACAAGCAAUGGCUAGAGCUCAUCGACUUGGACAAACAAAUAAGGUGAUGAUCUUCCGCCUCAUAUCAAGAGGAACUAUUGAAGAAAGAAUGAUGCAGAUGACUAAGAAGAAAAUGAUUUUAGAACAUCUCGUUGUCGGAAGGCUUAAAGCUCAAAACAUCAAUCAGGAAGAAUUGGAUGACAUCAUAAGGUAUGGAUCGAAAGAAUUAUUUGCUGAUGACAAUGACGAGGCUGGAAAAUCCCGUCAAAUUCAUUAUGAUGAUGCUGCAAUAGAUAGACUACUUGAUCGUGAGCAAGUUAGAGAUGAGGAUACUGCAGUGAAUGAUGAAGAGGAUGAUUCAUUUCUGAAGGCUUUUAAGGUAGCUAAUUUUGAAUACGUUGAAGAAGCAGAAGCAACAGCAGAAGAGGAAGCACCAACAGCCCCUGUGGAGAAUAAAGCAACUGUAAACAAUUCUGAGAGAGCAACUUAUUGGGAAGAAUUGCUACGAGAUAAAUAUGAAGUACAUCAAGUUGAAGAGUUCAAUGCUAUGGGGAAGGGAAAGAGGAGUCGUAAGCAGAUGGUGUCUGUUGAAGAUGAUGAUCUUGCUGGUCUGGAAGAUGUGAGCACCGAUGGAGAGGAUGACAAUUAUGAAGCCGAAGCCGAUUCGAGUGAUGGUGAGACGGCUUCAUCAGGAGCGCCAGUUGUGAGAAAAGCUCCCAAAAAGAAAGCCCGCGUUGAUUCUGUUGGACCACUCCCUUUGAUGGAAGGAGAAGGAAGAUCAUUUAGAGUACUGGGGUUCAAUCAAAGCCAAAGGGCUGCAUUUGUCCAAAUUUUGAUGAGAUUUGGGAUCGGUGAGUUUGACUGGGCGGAAUUCACUCCACGAUUGAAGCAGAAAACUUAUGAAGAAAUUAAAGAUUACGGAGCUCUCUUUUUGUCACACAUAGCAGAAGAUAUUACUGACUCACCAACGUUUUCAGAUGGUGUUCCAAAAGAAGGACUUAGAAUACAAGAUGUGCUUGUUAGGAUAGCUGUCUUGCUUCUUAUAAGGGACAAGGUGAAGGCUUUCUCAGAAAAGACAGGUGGCUCUCUUUUUGCUGGGGAUAUUGUGUCUCGUUUCCCUGGAUUGAAAGGUGGAAAACUUUGGAAGGAAGAGCAUGAUCUGUUGCUUCUACGAGCAGUGCUAAAGCAUGGCUAUGGAAGAUGGCAGGCAAUUGUUGAUGACAAGGAGUUGAGGAUUCAAGAGAUCAUCUGUAAAGAGCUCAAUCUUCCCUUCAUAAAUUUACCCGUUCCCGGAGCUUCUCAGCCACAAGUUCCUCCUACUCCAGGACCUUCCCAAGAACUGCCAGCUUCAGGAGUGUCCCAAGCACAAGCUAAUGUUCCUGGAGCUUCUCAAGCACCACAUGGUGUAAAUACAGCUAGUGCUAGAUCUGCUGGAGGUCAGGUGAAAGCUACUGGUGAUGGGAAUACCUAUGGAGCUGAACUUUCAUAUGGGACAAGUGAUCCUUCCAACAGACCACAAGUUUACCAAGAUUCCUCUUCAUCCUAUCAUUUUAGAGAGAUGCAGAGAAGACAAGUUGAAUUCAUAAAGAAAAGGGUGCUGCUGCUUGAAAAGGGCCUUAAUGCAGAAUAUCAAAAAGAAGUCUUCGGUGAUGAAAAAUCUCAUGAACUGCCCAACGAAGAGAUGGUGUGUGAUACCAAGGUUACGGAUGAACCGAAUCGAAAUGUUGAAGAAGCCAAUACUGAAAUGAUUGAUCAUUUCCCAAGACUUGUAGCAAUUUCUCCACAAGGAAUCUCUCAAGUUGCUUGUGAUGGUAAACCGGAUCGCUUAGGUGUUGCAGAGCUUUAUAACAAGAUGUGCCAGGUACUUUCUGGACGUGUCCAAGAUUCAGUUAAUGAGGGUCACCCUACUUCAGGGAUGGGAAAGAACAUACUUCCGUUGGAAGUGAUUUGUCAACAGAUGAACCAAAUUCUUUCUUCUCCACAUCAAAAUACUCCCAACUUUGAGAGGAAACUGGUUCAAGAAGAUCAGAAUUCUGAAGCUAGUAAAUCUACUUAUCCAGUUCCCUCAUCUCAAGUAGAUGAUAGGGUGCUCAAUGCUGAGAAAGAACAUGGAAGUCUUCCAAAAAAGUCAGAAUCUGAAUCCAAGAGUGCUAGCAGCUGUACAGCAGCAAGCAUGACUGAGAGCCAUGAGCACCACAAUGUUACUCCUGCCAAGAUUUCGGUGACUAGACCUAGUAGUUUAUCAACUGGAGAAGCUGAUACAGAAAUGGUGGAUCAUACUGAUAUUUCCACCUCCAAUGUUUGACAGAACAGAAGAUUAAGUUCUGAGGUGGUUUGUAUAGAUGAAGAUUAAAAGCGGAUCUAGGUAGGUACUUUUGUCGGGCAGCUAACAUACACACUGUUAUAACAAUGACAGAGCGACACUUUUCCUUUUCCAAGUUCCUAAGUGGGUUGUUGGGGGAGGAACCCCUGUGUGCUGUAAUCUAUUCUCUCUAAUAUCGCAUGUCUUAAUGGGCAUGUUGUAAAAUGAGAAUAAACAGUCAUGCUUCAGCAUUCUAGUCUUAAUCACAAGUUCUACCUAGUCAUUCUCAGCAUAAUUGUAGUUGAAUGAAUUUUGCUGGGUAUUCUUGAAAGGAAGUCUAUUUCCGUCAAUUUAAUAUGAUGAAAAUCUAUUAGUAGUUUAGUCUUUGGCCUAAAUUCCCUUGGUGAAAAUAGAUGUUCUAUGUACUUGUGAAGCUUGGCAAAGCUGCGGAUUCCUCUUGUUCACUUGUAUCGACUUCCUUUUGUUAUAGUAAUAAUUGAAAGUUUAUAAUGAUAA
Molecule: messenger RNA, 5085 nt
Organism: Lycium ferocissimum
Lineage: Eukaryota; Viridiplantae; Streptophyta; Magnoliopsida; Solanales; Solanaceae
Product: CHD3-type chromatin-remodeling factor PICKLE-like
Exons: 31
Coding region: 163-4572 (1469 amino acids)
Biological process (GO): chromatin remodeling; negative regulation of transcription by RNA polymerase II
Cellular component (GO): nucleus; chromatin
Molecular function (GO): histone binding; chromatin binding; iron ion binding
Source: RefSeq, a predicted model, not a curated record